UACAAUGACAAUACUUAUCCACAAUAUUUCCAACCCCAUUACCCCAAUAUCAUUAUCAAAUAUUCAAAUGUUACAUUAGUUCCUGCAGUAAUAUCUAGCCAUUGCUCCCAAUUCAUCUAACAUAUUCAAACCAUACCUAUUAACCUCCAAACAUCCUACAUACAUCCUAUUGCACCUUAACUCUAUCACUUUAAGCCAGUAGAAUACCACCUUAACAAGAUUUUUUUCUUAAUAGUGUUAAAUAAUAAUAUAAUAUAGAUAUUAGCAUCCUUAUGAAAUACGUAUAUAAUAAAUUCCUACUUUUUUAAAUUUUAUUUGGAACAUUAAGAAACAAGCUUACAGAGUAUUAAAUUAAACUUAUACGAAAGAGAACGUCGCUGAGGCCUGAGGGUUUAACAAAAGAAAAUAUAAUCAAAUAAAUUAUGAAAAGCAGUGUAUGUGUGUGUUAGCUCGUACAUCGAUUGUGUUGAUUCAGAGGAUAUGCCAACUAUGACGUAAGUCAUAUUGUAGAUUCACAUCAGCCUAAACGUUUACCCCUACAGCUCCAAGUUAAGAGUCCGGUGGAAGCUUAAAACACUCCAUAAAUGGCAUUGUUUUAUUCUAUCAGUGUAUCGAAACGCACUGUCUUAUUCUCCCCAAUCGCCAGAAUCAUCCACUUUUGCUCCGCCGCCUCUUCUCCGCCGUCACCUGACGAUAAUACCACAGUCACCACUGCCGUCUCCAUCCUCAAACACCACCGCUCCAAAUCCCGAUGGACUCAUCUCCGUACUCUCUUCCCAUCCGGUUUCAAUCCUUCCCAAUUUUCUGAAAUCACUCUGCAACUUCGAAACAAUCCACACUUAGCCCUCCGUUUUUUUCUCUUCACAAUCAAACACUCCCUCUGUCAUCACUCUCUGUUAUCCUAUGCCACAAUCAUUCACACACUUGCUCGUUCUCGCCAAAAAUCCCAUGCCCUAACCCUAAUUCAGUCAGCAAUUCGCAAAUUCAGCGAGGAUAGCACAAAUCCACAUUCAAAUACUCCUCCUUUGAUUUUCGAAACUUUGAUUAAAACAUACAGAACGUGUGAUUCUGCACCUUUUGUGUUUGAUUUGUUGAUCAAAGCAUGUCUCCGAUCGAAACGAGUCAAUCAGGCUAUUGAAAUUGUUCGAAUGUUGGGCUCCAAAGGUAUAUAUCCGAUGACAAGUACCUGUAACUCUUUAAUUAUGUCCGUUUCUAAACACCAUGGGAGCAUAGCUGGUUAUGAGGUUUACAAUGAGCUUUUUGGAUCUAGUACCGAGUUUGAGGAUAAAAAAGUUGUUAAUCGUGGUAAAACCAUUGUUCCUAAUGUACACACAUAUAAUAUAAUUAUGCAUGCUUUUUAUAGAGAUGGUUUAGUUGAGAAUUUAGAAAGAGUUUGGAGUGAUAUGAUUGUAAAUGAUUGCUUGCCUAGUGAAUACAGUUACAGCAUUUUAAUGGCGGCUUAUUGUGAUAAUGGAAGAAUGGUGGAAGCAAUGAGAGUGUGGAGAGAAAUGGAGAACAAGGGUUUAGAGCAUGAUGUUAUGGCUUAUAACACGAUAAUCGGUGGCUUUUGUGAAAAUGGAAAUGUUCAAAAGGCCGAGGAAUUUUUCAAAGGAAUGGAAUCAAGUGGGAAAGAGGCUACUUGUGUCACACAUGAGCAUCUGAUUAAUGGGUAUUGUAAAAUAGGGGAUGUUGCUUCGGCAAUGCUAAUGUAUAAGGAUAUGUGUAUGAAAGGGUUUAUGCUAGUCGGGUGUACGCUUGAUGUGUUGAUUAAGGAGCUUUGUGAGAAGGAUAAGGUCUCUGAAGCAUUAAUGGUUUUAAAAGUUGCAAUGAAGAGAAACAAUGUGACUGUUAAGAACGAGAGUUAUGAGGUUUUAAUCAAGGGCUUGUGUGAUGACGGCAGAAUGGAUGAAGGUAUGAAGCUUCAAGCAGAAAUGGUGGGAAGAGGGUAUGAACCAACUUCAGGGAUUUAUGGUGCUUUUAUUGAUGGUUACGAGAAAGAAGGGAACAUAGAACUAGCAGACAAGCUGAGAAUGGAACUUCUUGAAAUGCAACAGCCUUUCGAAAAGUGUGUGUAGCUUAAAUCGUGGAUCGAGAAGAGAAUUAUGGCCUAGUUCUACCCAUACAAGUAUACUGCCAUGUAAUUCUAAUACUCUAAGUCAAAGUUAAUUAGAAGAAUACAAUUGUAUGAUCAUGGAUUUAGGUCCUUAACUGCAUCUCACACCUGCUGGCAUAUUUUGUGUUUUUGUCUGAUUUGAUUUCCCAUUGCGGCAACAUAUGCAUAAAACCGUAUCCUUAAUAUCCAUGUCGCUGCUUUGACUCAUUUAGUCAACACAUUAUCCAUCUCUUUUCCUGUUUUGCGGGAAAGUUGAAUUUGGACAUAUACACCCACCAAGUGGGAUCCUAUUUGAACCCUAAAGGGCCACAUACCAUUUCAUCUUUAAGUUGCAGUGUGAAUUUUGGAAAAAUGUCAGUUUUAUCGUAGAACCGUGUGAAUGUGAAGUUGUGUGAGUCAUCUUUGGUUGUAGUUCAAUGUGCGAACCUGGAUGGUGAGGUUAUGGCGUCUAUGAGAUGCAAAAACUGCAAAAUGUUUAUGUAACUCCAAAAAGUGGACGUGGAUCUCCCUCUCAGCAUUUUCUUCUGCUGUUGCUUGAGCUCCCGCUCAGGAUUUCUUCAGGAGUAAUAAUGAUGCUUGAAAAGAUUUUAUUUAAUCAAUAUCUGCUUUUUUUUUCUUGCUUCUAGUAAUCUAAGAUUUCGAGAAAUUCCCUCUUUCCUUCUCACAAAAUCGAUUUUAACGUGUAUCAUUUUUCCAUAUAGAUCGAGAUAUGUAUGUCGUAAUUCAGUUAUCUUUUUGUAAUAUUUCUCUUAAAUUCUAAAGUUAAUCUGCUUGCAUUCUGGGUGAAA
This is a messenger RNA of Erigeron canadensis, 2901 nucleotides long. RefSeq names its product pentatricopeptide repeat-containing protein At2g15980. The transcript is spliced from 4 exons. Bases 585 to 2075 code for a protein of 496 amino acids. Gene Ontology annotation, molecular function: protein binding. Lineage: Eukaryota; Viridiplantae; Streptophyta; Magnoliopsida; Asterales; Asteraceae. The record is from RefSeq and is a predicted model, not a curated record.